GGGAAGAUGGCGGACUCUGACGGUAACUCUCACGACCCAGACCCUGAAAAAACCAGACGAAUUCAGGGUGAAGAUGAGCAGGAAAUCAAUGAAAAGGCGAAGAUACCGUCUAUGAAUAUAUUCCAGGCUGUUAAGGCCAACUACCUCAUUCGGGUUCAGGAAUUAGUUGAGAUUGAAGGGCCAGGGGUCCUGGUGGAGUUCGAUGACAAGGGCCAUUCACCUGUACAUUGGGCAGCAUUAGGAGGCAGCACCAACAUCAUCCGUCUCAUGGUCCAGUGCAAGGUGCCUUUGGACCUCCAGAGCAAGACGGAGCUUGGUCCGAGGCCUAUCCACUGGGCCUGUGUGAAUGGUCACAUUGCAGUGGUUGAUAUACUGCUUCAAGCAGGUGUUUCUAUUGACACAGUUGAUAAUAAGGGCUGCACACCGUUGAUCAUAGCCUGUCAGUACGGACAGACAAUGUUAGCUGGAUAUCUGAUGGGUAAGGGUGCCAGGCUACAGCUAACAGACCGAGAGGGCGAUAAUGCAUUACACUGGGCAGCAUUCAAAGGGAAAUGUGAGCUGACAAGAUUGCUCAUCUACUCUGGCUUCAACCCUCGGCAGAAGGAUAACUUUGGUCAGACUCCCCUGCAUCUGGCCUGCAUUAACGGCGACUUGAACACCGUCAAGAUGCUGUGUGAGCAAGACGGUGUGGAGAUGGAGCUGGAGGAUCAUAACCACAAGACGCCGCUGAUGCUCUCUAAGGGGCGUAACCACACCCCUAUCAUCACUUACCUGAACAACAAGCUCAACAAGAGGAGGAGUAUCCUUCCUCAGAUUGACUUGAAUUUCAUUGUCUUUGGACCUCCGGGGAAUACCCGAAUCCCAUUUGUUUUCCUUGUGUUUCAGUUCAUCUUCUUUGCGUAUCCGAUGUAUAUUUUCAAGUUGUUACCUAUGUACAGUUUGUAUGACUUGCCACACGUGCAUUCUCCGUUCUUGGUGUUGAAUGCCUUCAUGUGGGUCAUGCUGUACCGAGCCUACAACACUGAUCCUGGAUUCUUACCUAAGAACUCACCAGAUUAUGACCGUGCAAUCAGACAGGUUGCCCAUUUUGAUGAGUGGAAGCAAGGCAGAAAUCCUCUGAGUCGAUUAUGCCAUACUUGCCGUAUCGUCAAACCACUACGCACUAAGCACUGUAGAACGUGCAAUAAAUGCGUCCGACACUUUGACCAUCACUGUCCGUAUAUCUACAACUGUGUAGGCUUAAAAAACAGAGUCUUCUUCACAGGGUUCACCACCUCUUUGAUGGCCAUGGCCAUCUUUACAUUGUAUUUCUGCUACCUUGCUAUUCAGCGAGAUGGUUGGAAAAUACUUUACGUCUUGGGCCUUCUGGACGUCGUGUUCUUUGGCUUUGUGGCAGGCGGGCUCUCUGUAACAGCCUGGUACAUGGCAGUAAAAAACAUCAACACCAAUGAGCGCGUGAACUACAAACGCUACGACUACUUGAAAGAUGCCAGUGGCCACUUCUUCAACCCUUACAACCGUGGCGUAAUACACAACCUCAAAGAGUUCUUCCAUUUAAGAGCGCCCCCAAGUGACGAGGAGAUAGAGCAAGCAUCUGUGUAUACUGUAUAGCAGCUUAAGUAAUACCUCAGGUAGAGCAUCUUGUCUUGGUAUCUGCAAUAUGCAUGAAGAAGUUGCUGAUCUCAAGGUCAUUAGGACUUGUAUUGCACUUGAUCUGCAAAAGGCAGAACGCAUCUCCAACCACCCUAGCUAUGAUGUAUUUGUAUAAUCAGCCAUAUUCAUAUCAGUGUAUCAAGGAAGAUGUGUCAUCUUAUUGCUGUCAUCACGUCUCUUAGUAGGGGAUUUUUAAGGUUCCACAAUCCACAUUGAGGCUGAAUGCUUUGCAUAUUCAAUUUUUCUCAGAUUUCAGAUUGCUCAGUUAGAUAGCUAGAAGAUGAUGGAGGAUGUAUGAAAUUGGGAAGAAAGGAGUGCCAGAACAAAUUGAAAACCAAUCAAGGGUGUUUUGGGGAUAGGCCCAAGGUGCACCUUUGGUGCAACUUUGAUAUCAAUAAGUCACCUAUUUUGUUUUCGAGAUCAGUGGCCUUCUUGUCUCCUAUUUCAAUUUCAUCGUAGUUUCACAUUAUCCGCGCAGGGUUACUGGUGUCCUGUUUCCAAGUGAUUUCUGAAAAUAGGAAGUAUUAGUUAUUUCUCUCGUAGUAACACUGACGACAUACAGUUGCUCUUGCUCAUCUCUCUUGAUCAACCUUGGAGUAUUCUAUUCUUUCCCCAGAUCAUCGAUCAUGCAGAUGAUCUUAUUUAUAAUGCAAAUUUGCUCUGAAAGAGAGAAUUGACACUGACCUGCUUGCUGAACAAUUUUGUUCUGUGUUGGACUGCAGAAUGAGAGUGCUUCUCAACCCUGUACCGACCCACCACUAAUAUGUGCUUCAUGCAGGAUUGAAAUGAUGCGUGCAUUGCAUGUUGUUGAAGCUGGUUGAUGAGUAAAGAUGACUUUAGGAUGGUUUAUAUCAAUAGGACCUGUCCACCUAGGUAGACAUGUCAUACGUAUGCAGAGUUUGACAUCUGAUUGAUUUCUCAAUUGCCGAGUGAUGAUUUUUGAGUGAUGAUGCAUGAAGAUCUUUGUUGUUAUUCAGCUUCCAAUCUCAGCUCACACUGUACCAGUGAUAGGUGUACUCCCUCCUUGAUGGGUUUGCUUCAAAUUUAGCUCAGCUGGACUGACUUUACCCCAAACUAAAAUCAGAUAUUCCUUGCAUUGUCAACUCUGAAGUGAUGCUUGACUAUUGUGUGAUGUGAUGAAAUUAAGAAACAUACUUUGAUGCAGACAGUGAGUGGUGGCGAUGGACAAUAUUCUUGUGUCGGCCAAUUUGAAUUGACUCUGAGGUAAAACUUUUCAUGUUGGGAACCUGAGAGUAAACUAACAGCGACAAAAUAAAAGUUUAGAAUAUUUCAAAGAUGUCAUAGUUUAUAUCUAAAUGUUUUAAGCCACAUUUUAAAAAAAAUGAAAGUGACGUUUUGAACCCAAAUAGUGUGGCACUGCCCCAUUUAUCGGAUUACAAUGAGACAGAUUCAGGGAACAAGACAAAACAUGGCUUCUCCACGAAUAAGGUCUAUUCAGAUUCAAUCUUGCAUCGCUUGAUAAUUCUUAUUAUUACACAGGGCAUUUUAGCAUUGCUUCUGUUAUAAAUGGACCUGUUGCUUCUUAAAGGAAUUUUGAUUUAUUGUUUUCCUGAAGUUCUGGUCAUCAGGUUUUGAGCUGCCUGGUGUGAAUUUCACCCCCUGAGUGAGGACGUAUUACUUUUUGUAUGCCAAAACUAUACAUUUGUGAAAUAAAUCAUUGUACAUACUCGCGGUGAAUACAA
Messenger RNA from Acanthaster planci (crown-of-thorns starfish), 3356 nucleotides. RefSeq lists its product as uncharacterized. Gene Ontology annotation, biological process: protein palmitoylation. The record is from RefSeq and is a predicted model, not a curated record. Gene Ontology annotation, molecular function: palmitoyltransferase activity; protein binding. Gene Ontology annotation, cellular component: Golgi membrane. NCBI's taxonomy places the organism in Eukaryota, Metazoa, Echinodermata, Asteroidea, Valvatida, Acanthasteridae.